AUGAACUUCGUAGCCAUGUUGGACGUGCACCAAAUUGCGAUUCAACAGGAAAAUGGUCAGCGCGCUUCUCGACCACCUACAACCACCGGCCUACAUCGACUGAUCGAGCUCGAGAAAGAAGCGUGGCAUAGCCUCAAAGAUUGGGUCAAAGCCCAGGCCAACUCAUCAUCUCAACGAGAGCCCUCGGCUUCACAGUGCCUGCCGUCAGACGACGAGAACGAAAAAGUAGACCGGCAGGUAUUCGCAGCGAAGCAUCUUCAGGUGGCACUAAAGAGAUUCUAUUAG
Molecule: messenger RNA, 285 nt
Organism: Anthostomella pinea
Lineage: Eukaryota; Fungi; Ascomycota; Sordariomycetes; Xylariales; Xylariaceae
Source: the annotation of a GenBank genome assembly